This is a messenger RNA of Brugia malayi, 315 nucleotides long. RefSeq lists its product as uncharacterized. The transcript is spliced from 3 exons. The record is from RefSeq and is a predicted model, not a curated record. The coding region runs from base 1 to 315 and encodes 104 amino acids. Lineage: Eukaryota; Metazoa; Nematoda; Chromadorea; Rhabditida; Onchocercidae.
AUGUUACGUUUUGCAUAUUUGUUGUAUUUAGUAAGUGUAGUAACUGCAGUUACAUAUAUCGAUGAUUCAGAUGAAAAUAAUGGCAUUAGGAUGUUCGAAUUGAAGAAAAGUUCAUUGGCAUGUCCAAUAAUUGUGGUUGGUGAGCAAUGUCCAGAAGAAACGCCAUUAUACUACUAUCGUUGUUGUGGUGAUUUGAAUAGUUCUUGUUGUUUUAGACUUCAGGAAUGGGUCAUUGUACUGUUGGUGAUAAUGGGUGUUUUGAUCAUUGGCAGUUUGAUAGUUAAUUUUAUUCGCUAUCUUUUCUGCGUACGAUAA